Molecule: messenger RNA, 897 nt
Organism: Penicillium daleae
Lineage: Eukaryota; Fungi; Ascomycota; Eurotiomycetes; Eurotiales; Aspergillaceae
Product: SDR family NAD(P)-dependent oxidoreductase
Exons: 2
Coding region: 1-897 (298 amino acids)
Molecular function (GO): oxidoreductase activity, acting on the CH-OH group of donors, NAD or NADP as acceptor
Source: RefSeq, a predicted model, not a curated record
AUGGCCAACCAAAACCGCGUGUUGGAGGGCAAAUUCGGCAUCGUCACUGGCGGAUCGCGGGGAAUUGGUGAAGCUAUUGCUCGCAAUCUCGCUGCUAAGGGAUGCCACCUCCUCCUGAAUUUCACAUCCGAGUCCUCGCGUGCACACACGGAAGAGCUCUGCGCCUCGUUGGCCUCUUCCCAUGGCAUCCGCUGCGAUCACAUCCAGGCCGAUUUGAGCAAGCCCGAGGCGGCCACCAACGUUAUUCUCGAUGCCGCCAAGAAGAGCUGUGGCUCAUCGGACAAGUUUCAAAUUGAUAUUCUCAUCAACUGCGCCGGUGUCGCCGGCGAUUGCAACCUAAACGACCCCGUCCGUGGCCCUAUCGGUGCAGAGCAAUUCAAUUGGAUCUACACGAUCAACGUGCUCGCCCCUCUGCUCCUCACACAAGCCGUUGCCCCCUUCCUACCCACCGACCGCAGCGGCCGCAUUAUCAAUAUCUCUAGCGUCUCAUCUCAAUUGGGAUUCGUCGGACAGUCCAUCUAUGGUGGCACCAAGGCUGCGCUCGAGUCUAUGACCCGUACCUGGGCGCGUGAGCUGGCAGAUCGUGCCACCGUCAAUGCCGUCAACCCGGGCCCUGUGGUUGGUGAUAUGUAUUUCGCCACGGGUGAGGACUUCUGGAGAGAUAUUCAGGGCUUCCAGGAUAAUACCCCUGGCAGUAAGAUGGAUUUGACGGACCCGGAGACGAUGGCGCGCUUGACCGAUGAGCAGAAGCGUCUGAUUGAGGAGAAGAUGGGUGGCCGGAGACCGGCAUUUACUAGCGAGGUUGCUGGUGUUGUGGGCAUGUUGACGACACCUGAUGGCCAGUGGUGUACAGGAAGCUUGGUCUGUGCCAACGGUGGCAUGAAGAUGACUAUGUGA